Messenger RNA from Peronospora farinosa, 3573 nucleotides. NCBI's taxonomy places the organism in Eukaryota, Oomycota, Peronosporomycetes, Peronosporales, Peronosporaceae. The record is from the annotation of a GenBank genome assembly.
AUGUCGCACUUUUUUCACAAGCCAGAGAAUGCACUGAAGCGUGCUCGUGAGCUACUGGCCAUUCCCAACGUGGAUGCUGGCGUGCUCAAACGUACAAAGCACUCGGCUCUCGAGAUCCUUCACGAUGCAUUAAUCGCCAAGAAAAACCGUACAUGGCAGCCUACGCACGAGGAGCUUAUGAAAUUGUAUCUGGACAUUUGUCUGGACUUGCAGAUGGGACGCGUGGCCAAGGAUGGGCUACAUCAGUACCGUAACUUGUCCAUUCAGCUUAAUCCGGCGUCGCUCGAGACUAUUAUCAAACAUUUUGUGUCCGAGGCCGAGCGCAAACUCGCGGCCGCCAAGAAGGAGAGCAAUGAACUUAAUUUAUUGGCCGCUGCCAUGAUAGACUUGGACGUGGCACAGACACCGGAAGACGUGAUGCUGUCCACUACGACGUUUGAGGGAUCAAAUGACCGUACUGAUCGGGAAGUUGUUGUUCCUUGGCUACGUUUCAUGUGGGAAACAUACCGCACUGUGCUAGACAUUCUCAAGAGCAACUCGAAGCUAGAGCCGUUAUACAUGGCAACAGCCAUGCAGGCCUUUGACUUUUGUGUCGAAUACCAGCGCAAAAUCGAGUUUCGUCGUGUGUGUGAAAUCAUGCGAAAUCACUUGAGCUCGUUGCAAAAGCAUGCUGCGACACCUUCAAGCCAGUCAACCCGUCAGAUGCGCAGCUGGGACGGAUUCACUCUCGAGAGUGUGGAGCGUCUACUGGAAGUGCGCUACCGUCAAUUGCAGGUUGCCACCGACCUUGAGCUGUUUUCAGAGGCUUUCCGCACGAUUGAUGAUAUCAACAACAUUAUGAACUUGAUCGAGCAGACUCCGCGCGUGGACCUGCUCGUCACUUACUACGAAAAGCUGGCCCAGAUCUUCCAAGUGUCCAAGAAUCACUUGUUCCACGCCUACGCGCUGUACAAGUGGUACUCCCUGCGUGUCACUGGUCUCCAAGGACUUGCUGGCGCUCAGGCGCUACAGGAGCUGCCUGUGCUCGUGUCGGAGGAAGAGCAAAGGGCGAUGGCUACUCGUGUCGUGCUCGCUGCUUUGUCCAUCCCGCUGCUAGAUUUUGAAGCGUCCUCUUCCGUCUUGGGCAACGACGAGCCCUCUUCAAUUCACAUGGCCGCUGAGAAUUCGCUCUCCGCUGCUGCUCGUGACAAGAACUCGCGCAUGGCAGCCCUGCUGGGCUUUGCCACAACUCCAACGCGUGCCAACUUGCUUGAGGACAUUGAAGCUGCUGGCCUGCUAUCUAAGGCUUCGACUGCCGCUAGUGAUAUUUUUCAGCGUGUGGAACUGCAGGCUGUGGAUCCCCUGCAGAUUGUGAAGCAGCUGGAGCCGUGUCUGACAACGAUCCGUGCCGAUCCAUUCGCAAAGGCUUAUGCCGAUGGAGUGGAGCGCCUUGUGGUGCGCCGCGUGCUUUUUCAGCUUACCCGCGUAUACGCUAGCGUGACGAUCGCUCAUCUGCGCUCCAUUUUCGCUGGCCUUAACGUUUCUUACGAGGAGAUUGAGACUCUGAUUGCCCGGUCUCGCAGCCUUAGCACUGUUGCAUCUGUCAGUGCUCCUAGUCUGUCCAGCAUGUACCGGCGUAAUGUCACCCAGCAUGGCAGCAACAAUGCUGAGACAUCCUCGGCUGAUGCUGUUUCCUCUGCGCAGACACGUACUAAGAUCCGCAUCGAUCACGUGGAGCAAUGCAUUCGCUUCACUGACGCUGUGGAUCUUGAGGCGAAUGCCGCUCAACUUACUCUUUUGGGCGAACGUCUUUCCCGUGCCAUGAGCAAGGUGCCUGCUACCGCCUCAGUCACUAUUGGUGCUCGCAAUGAACAGAAGAAGAAGCUCUUUGCGGCCAGCCAUGCCCGUCUGCAGGAACAGCGGUCUGUAAUGCUGGCCCGUCAUGAGAUCAUCGAGCGCAAAAAGGAAGAGCUGGAAAAGCUACAACAUGAAAAGGUGCAGUCUUUGGAAAAGAAGCGCCAAGAGUUUGCUCAGCGCCGCGCAGACAUCGAGAGGGAGCGUUUGGCCCAAGAAGCCCGCCGCCGCGAGGCUGAAAAGAAGCAGAAGAUUCAGGAUGAGAUAAAGCUAAAGGAGACUCGCCAGAUGCUUGAUAAGCUUGGUCACACAGAUGUGAGUGACCUGGACCUGGCUAGCAUCGAUAAAGAGAAAUUAGUUAGCGAGGCCAAUGAGAAGACUCGCAAGGCAAAGGAAUUUGCGCAGCAAAAGUUGCGCGAGAAUGCCCGUCGCAUGGACUACAUCGUACGUGCUACUCGCGAGGAGGAACAGCCUAUUUUGCAGCGCCAGGUUGCGGAGGCAAAAACCGAGGCCCUAAAGCGCUACGAGCAGGAGAUAGCUGCAAAGCUGCAGCGCGCUAAGGAGGAGCAUGACUAUGGUCUGAAGGAGAAGGCUCGUUUGGCCCCGGCUAUUCAGGUGAGUGCUGAGUUUGUCAAAGCUCAUAGGGCUCGUCGUAUCGAGCAGUACAAGAAGGCAUCCGAGGAGCAGAAGAAGAAGGCUAUGCUGGAGCGUCUGAGCGCUCGCGUGGCUCACGCUAGAGAGCGUUACGAAGAGGAGCAGCUUCGUUUGCGUCAAGAAGAAGAGGAAAAAGAGCGCAUUCUUCGCGAGGAGGAGGCCGAGCGGGAGCGUCAGCGCCAGCUGACCGUGGAAGAAGAACUUCGCCGCCAGGAAGCGGAAGAGGCUGAAAAGCGCCGUAUUACUGAGGAGAAGGAGCAUGUAGAGAAGACACAGCGCGAGCGCGAGGAGGAGGACAAGCGUGUUGAGCAACGCAGCCAGGGUCGCUUUGGCAAUGCUGGAGCUCGUGGUUUGUCCGGUGGCAUCCGCGACUUAAACCGUAACCGUGACGAUGAUCGCCGUGGCAAUGACAGGGAUGAUGGCGCGUGGACUCAAGUCAAUCGCGGUGGUCUGUCCAAUCGUGCGCAAACUGCAGCACCCGAAGGCCGCUGGGAGCGCCACGGACCUCCAGCUCGCGAAAGCUUCGGCGACCGCGACGUGCGCGAGGGAAGUGGCAUGCGUCGUUAUGGUGGCGAUCGCGAUGAGAGUGGAGGUGGCCUGCGUCGUGACUUAGGUGGCGACCGCGACGUGCGCGAGGGAAGUGGCCUGCGUCGUUAUGGUGGCGACCGCGACGUGCGCGAGGGAAGUGGCCUGCGUCGUUAUGGUGGCGAUCGCGAUGAGAAUGAAAGUGGUCUGCGUCGGGGCUUUAGUGGCGACCGCGGUGAGAAUGGAGGUGGUUUGCGUCGGAACUUUGGUGGCAAUCGCGAGGAAGGCGGUAUGCGAUGGGGCAAUCGCCGCGGUGGCGGCGAACGUGAUGACGAAAGCUCGAUUCGUCGUGGUGGUGACCGUGAAGGGGAAAGCUCGAUUCGUCGUGGUGGUGACCGUGAAGGGGAAAGCUCAAUUCGUCGUGGUGGUGACCGUGAUGGCGACGAUCGCUUCUUUGGCCAUUCCCAGCGGGAAAAUUCGUAUCGGCCGCCGCGCGCUGGAGAUCGUGAGGGUUCAUCGCGCGAUGCCACUCGUGCUCCUGAGUCUGGUCGCUGGAGAUAG